This is a messenger RNA of Protopterus annectens (West African lungfish), 677 nucleotides long. It is a transcript of the gene PSME3IP1, whose product is annotated as proteasome activator subunit 3 interacting protein 1. The transcript has 5 exons. Lineage: Eukaryota; Metazoa; Chordata; Ceratodontiformes; Protopteridae. The coding region runs from base 192 to 677 and encodes 161 amino acids. Gene Ontology annotation, cellular component: nucleus. The record is from RefSeq and is a predicted model, not a curated record.
GUCAAACAGAAGCGUCGCGUACGAGUGUUAACCCCAAGCGGUGAUGAGUGUGUGGAUGUUCCCCAUUACAGAGUUAUGAGCUGUAUUAUUUGUGUAUACGGGCACAGAGUUUGUAUCUCGAGUAGUAUUUGGUGCUGUAGUACUUAUAAAUUUGUUGCGUCCUGAAGCGGUGUACUUCCGCUGGAUUCACAAUGGAGCAUAACAGAGAAGAGGAACUUUUUAUAAAUAAAAGGUUUGUGACCGAAUCAGAACUAGAAGAAAGGCGCAAGAGAAGGCAGGAAGAAUGGGAAAAAGUCCGUAAACCAGAUGACCCCGAAGAAUGCCCAGAAGAAGUGUAUGACCCUCGUUCACUGUAUGAACGGUUACAAGAACAAAAAGAAAAGAAACAGCAAGAAUAUGAGGAGCAAUUCAAAUUUAAAAAUAUGAUAAGGGGACUAGAUAAAGAUGAGACCGACUUUCUAGAUGAUGUUGCCAAGAAGCAAGCGCUCCUAGAGGAACAGCGCAUAAAAGAGGAAAUGGAAGAAUUGAAGGAGUACAGAAGCGCCCAAGCAAUAAUAGCAGAAGAAACAGAAGUAAAGAAAGAAACGGAAAAGAAGCCCAUCUGGAAAACUGAUGACAACAAGAACCGACCUUCUCAGGCUCAGUUGCUGGCAGGAGCUGUCAAACGUAAAAGGUAG